AUGGGCUUUGGCGAUGUGCUGGACGACAGCACCUUUUUGCAAUGUGCAAAAUUGUACGGAUUUACAUUAGAGGACAAGUCAGCAACGCAUAUCACUAUCGGACUACCCGACACUUCCAAAGAGAAGUUUCUCGUUCUCCAAACUCUCCCCUUCCAUUCUGAACGGAAACGUAUGUCUGUUCUGCUAGAUACUCCGGCGGGACCUCUGUUGUACUGUAAAGGAGCUGAUUCAGCGAUUUUUUCGAGAUUGCGUCGUCCUACCGAGGCCGAAUCAAUUCACUGCACUACUUUGAAAGAGCGUUUGGAUGAGUAUUCUUGCAAAGGACUUCGCACGUUGGCGUUUGCAAUGAGACUACUGAAACAGGAAGAAUGUAACGAGUUCCUGGAAAGCUACCGAUUCGUGAUGAGUGUUUCAUCGAAUGACCGUGACCAGCUACUUUCCCAAAAAGCAGAUGAGAUUGAAAAAGAGCUCGAACUUCUGGGAGUGACGGGCAUUGAGGAUCGAUUACAGGAAGGAGUGGAAGAGACUAUCGUUGCCAUGCGUGGAGCUGGAUUACAGGUUUGGGUGCUAACUGGUGAUAAACUGGAAACAGCUGAGAAUAUAGCACGCUCAUGUGGUUUGUUUUCACCUCACAGGGAAACGAGAAAGAUCGAAACGCAAGAAGAUUUGCCUCAUAUACGAGGUGAAGGGUUCAAUUUGAUUCUUUCCCCUCAGGCUACUUUACUGGCGAAAUUGGGUGAUGAACAAUUACUGUCUGUUUUGAGAAGAGCUAAAGCUGUACUAUGCUAUCGCAUGACACCAUCGGAGAAGGCAGAAAUUGUGAAGUGUGUCAAAAUGCAUUUGAAAGGCAGAGUGCUGGCAGUAGGCGAUGGCGCCAACGAUGUUCCAAUGAUACAAUCUGCUCAUGUAGGGAUAGGAUUAGCUGGAAAAGAAGGGAUGCAGGCCGCGAUGGCAUGUGACUUUGCGAUUUCACGCUUUCGUUUCCUGCGACGACUGUUGUUAGUGCAUGGACAUUGGUGUUAUGACCGUCUCGCGCUGAUGUUUUUGUACUUUCUCUACAAAAAUACGAAUAAUGUUUUUGUGCUCUUUUUCUUCCAAUUUUAUGACGGAUGGACGGCAGCGUUCACAACGGACCCGACGUACACUAUUUUAUAUCCGAUUAUUUUUUCGAGUCUUCAACCCAUAGUAGUGGGCGUGGUCGAUCAAGACCGAUCAGCUUCUGAGCUGCUGGAACACCCCCAUUUAUAUUCGUCAGGUCGCAAAGGGACAAAAUAUACCUAUAGUCUUUUUGCUGUCAAUGUCAUAGAUGGAAUAUGGCAAGCAGCUAUUGUUUAUUUCGUGACUUAUUUGACGUUUGCCGGACAAGAAUGCGAAUUAUGGAUGUUUGGAUUUUACAUAUCUACUGGAACGAUGCUCACCAAUGCAGUGCAUCUGUCGAUUGAAGUGAGAUCUUGGACUGCCCCCAUUGUGGUGAUCUUCAUAUUUUUCGUUGGACUUCACUUUUCCUUCUUUAUUCUGUACAGUUUCGUGGUGCAACCACAAUGGAUCUACGACGCACCAGUACUUGUUUCUUUUGAAGCUAUGAUGACAACUGAUUUUUGGUUGGCUAUGCUCAUCACAACGGUAGUGGCGGUAUUUCCGAGGUUUGCCACCAGAUGCUUAUGGAAUACUUUGUUUACUGAAGAAAGCGAUAGAAAGACGAAUUAA
Necator americanus (New World hookworm) is the source of this 1707-nucleotide messenger RNA. RefSeq lists its product as uncharacterized. The transcript has 17 exons. Gene Ontology annotation, molecular function: ATP binding; ATPase-coupled intramembrane lipid carrier activity; ATP hydrolysis activity. Lineage: Eukaryota; Metazoa; Nematoda; Chromadorea; Rhabditida; Ancylostomatidae. Gene Ontology annotation, biological process: phospholipid translocation. The record is from RefSeq and is a predicted model, not a curated record. Gene Ontology annotation, cellular component: plasma membrane. The coding region runs from base 1 to 1707 and encodes 568 amino acids.